Cylicocyclus nassatus is the source of this 763-nucleotide messenger RNA. The record is from the annotation of a GenBank genome assembly. NCBI's taxonomy places the organism in Eukaryota, Metazoa, Nematoda, Chromadorea, Rhabditida, Strongylidae.
AUGAUAAUUACGAGGUGGACGAGGUGCUCUACGGUCGGUGAAAGCAUACAUAAAGGAUGUUCCUUCACAAAGAAGGCACAACACAACGAUACUGUAUGGCAAGGGUGCCGGUACGAAACCGUGAAGAGUACUAUUCGGAGGAGCCGUGGAGGAUGGUGGUGGUCUCGGUUUUGGAGGUUUCGUUUGGACUGUUAUGUUCACCUCUUCUCCAUAUGCGGUGCCAAGUGUCACUGGAACUGUGUGGCUUUGAAAGCAUUCUAUGUGACCGCCAAUGCCGGACAUAGUGCACAGCUCAGUGUUUUCUGAGCUCCGGAAUCGAAGAAGAAAAGAACUUUUUCGAAAACCUGUGUAUUGUUAUUCCAUACGUUGCCUUCAGCCGUCAUUAAUAUAAGUUGUUUAUUUGUGGAAUUGUUGUUAACGACUUCUACGCUGUUGCUUUGUGUUUCUGCGAACAUUUGCGUGUUUGGUUGACCCAUUCUCUGUUUUUCACGUUUAUAGUUAUUUCGUUGGUCGGAAUUGCGAUUUCUAUCGUUUUUGUAGUUAUUUUGAUUUGCGUUUGUAAUUCUCGGCCUGCUAUCAAGCGUGGGGUUACUGCGAGGCUCAUCUUUUUUGUAGCACAAACUAAUAUGAUGCUUUUGACCGCAAAGGCUGCAGUCUGUAUUUUGGCAAUCGAAACUAUUGUGUCUAGAAGAGCAGCAUUUCCAGCAGCGGUUUUGUUCCUUCAGAAUUUUUCGUCGGGUACUUUGCUCAGUUACUGUUCGAC